CCGCUGUCAUCAUCGUUCGUGUUGGUGGUGUUAUUAUCGAUAGAUUUCUCAAAGCAGUUUCUCUCCAAAAAAAAUUUAGUGAAAACAUUUCCAGUAAUCUUACCGAUAUUUCCGAACAAUUUUUACGAUUCAGACGAAUAAAAGUGUGCCCUUGCUACCGCGGCAGUGAUCAGUGGUCAAGUUCGCCGGUUCUGGUUGUGUUUGGUGGCGGAAAUUGCAGAUUACUUUAGCCUGCGGAUUUUGCUGCUCGUGUGUUGUGUGCGGAGCUCUAACUUUCUCGAAGUUGACAUCUAAUUUUGACCAAAAUGACGCAAAUGAGCCAAGAGGAAAUAGUCUCGAACACUAAAACUGUUCUUCAAGGGUUGGAAGCACUAAGGGUAGAACAUCUAACCCUGAUUUCCAACCUUACCGAAGGCAGCAAAAAAGACCCAGAUAAGUCGGAAAUUGUUAUGAAAAAUAUUGAAAACAUCGAAUUGGGCUUAGGAGAAGCACAGGUGAUUGUCGUGCUUGCAUCUCAUCUACAAAACAUUGAAGCUGAAAAGCAAAAGCUACGCACUCAAGUCCGACGGUUAUGCCAGGAAAAUGCUUGGCUACGAGAUGAGCUAGCUAACACACAGCAGAAGCUUCAAUCGUCAGAGCAAACGGUUGCGCAGCUUGAAGAGGAAAAGAAACACCUGGAGUUCAUGGCAUCCGUGAAGAAAUACGACGAUAACCAGGAAAAUGAAGAACAACAGGAGAAGUCACGCUCAGAUCCGGUGGUGGAACUUUUCCCGGAAGAUGAAUCCGAAGAGAGACACAACAUGUCUCCGACACCACCAAAUCAAUUUGCAAACCACGCCAACGCGGGCUACGAAAUCCCAGCUCGGCUCAGAACAUUGCACAACCUUGUUAUCCAGUAUGCCUCUCAAGGUCGUUAUGAGGUAGCAGUUCCACUUUGCAAACAAGCUUUGGAGGACUUGGAAAGGACCAGCGGUCACGACCAUCCGGACGUGGCUACCAUGUUGAACAUCCUGGCUUUAGUUUAUAGAGAUCAGAAUAAAUAUAAGGAGGCUGCAAAUUUGCUUAACGAUGCACUGGCAAUUCGCGAAAAAACACUUGGCGAAAAUCACCCGGCGGUGGCUGCAACUCUCAACAAUCUCGCUGUGCUUUAUGGCAAACGUGGCAAAUACAAGGACGCGGAACCGCUUUGCAAGCGAGCUUUGGAAAUUCGCGAGAAUGUGCUCGGCAAAAAUCACCCGGACGUUGCGAAACAACUGAACAAUUUAGCACUUUUAUGCCAGAACCAGACAAAAUAUGAAGAAGUAGAGAUGUAUUACCAAAGAGCCUUGGAAAUAUACGAAAUGAAGCUUGGACCUGAUGAUCCAAACGUCGCCAAGACCAAGAACAACUUGGCAAGCUGCUUCUUGAAGCAAGGCAAAUACAAGGAAGCGGAAAUUUUGUACAAGCAGGUUUUAACUCGUGCUCACGAGAGGGAAUUUGGCGCAAUUAAUGGUGAAAAUAAACCAAUCUGGCAGGUUGCCGAAGAAAGAGAAGAGAACAAAUUGAAGAAUCGGGAAAACACACCCUACGGAGAGUACGGAGGUUGGCACAAAGCAGCCAAGGUGGACUCGCCUACCGUUACGACGACGCUGAAGAAUCUGGGUGCUCUUUACAGACGGCAGGGAAAGUACGAGGCCGCUGACACGUUGGAGGAUUGUGCCCUUCGCAGCAAAAAAGAGGCGCUGGAUCUAGUGAAGCAGUCAAAGGUUGCGAAAAUCCUCGGUGUGUCCGACGAAAACCGACGUCAAAGGAUGAAGGACAGUGAUAGCUAUGGAAAGCGAUCUCAAAAGUAGAUUGAUGGUUUUACGUACUACUACUUUUACUACUACCAGCACGCAAGUUUUCACAAACGUCAGUAUUGGCAUUUUUUGUUUGUUCGUUUGUUUUAGGCUGUAUGAAAGUUGUGACUCUAGGUUUUUAAGGUCGAUUUUUUUGUUUUGCUUAUAUUGUGUUCAACAUCUUUCGAUUUAUUUUUAUCCAUGGCUUUGAAAAUAUAAAAAAGUGUUUCGUCCUACUUACUUCAUUCCAUUGUGGCAAUUACAGCAAUGAUGCUAGCUUUUGAAGCAUUCGUGCGUUUGUGAUUGCCCUACUUAUCUCAUGACUCGAUGUGGUAUUCCUACUGAAGGUUAAGCUUUGUUUCAUUUUGGAUAUGGCUUUUGAUGGGUAUUGAUGUUAAGAAAAGAACGCAUCUUAACAUAAUAGAUAUCACUCACGUGCACAAUAUUGUCUUUCCUAGUAAGCAUUAAACAUUUAAUAAGUAGGUAUAUUAAUCAUAUUAUGACCCUACACGCAAUACCGAUAAUAUUUUGAUUGGUUAAUUUAUUUUGAUCUUGGAAAUUCAAAAUUGGUCAAGAUAUUUGGUUUAUAAUGAAAAAAAAACUUGGUAACAAGGUAUUUUAGGUAUUUUGUUUGUGAGAAAAGUUACUUAAAACUUUUACUUGAUAAGACAACAUUGGAACAACAAAUGCACAUCUUGCCUAAUGUUAUAAUGCAAGUGGGUAAAGUUCUAGCAAGGUGGCCUAUUUAGUGAAAUAAUGUGAUUGUCACACAUACACAAUAGGAAUAUUAUUUAUAUUAAUUUAUUUGUAAUUAAUAAUGCUAAUGAUUAUAAUCUGUCUUAGACAAAUAGCUGCAAGUACCAACUCAUGCUUUCCGAUGAUUAAAUAUUGUCAGAGGGACUGCAGACUUUUUCAUUAAUUUGGCUGAGUUGAUGCAAGCUGCUGCAGAUAUUACAAGAAAGGUGGAAGAGAAUUCAGCUAAGAAGUGAGGUCUUACUGCUUUCAUAGAAAAGAACGAACACCAAAAGUUGUUCACAAUCGGAGGUAAUAUCAUAUUGAUGUUCAUGCUAGAAAAUCACGCAUUCAAUCAGUUUUACAACAUUCAGGACAUGGGUUUCACAUUUUUUCAAUGCUAAAGCGCUGAAAAUCAUUAAUUGUUAUUGAGUUUAUAUGAGUUUAAAUCUGCUUGACUUGAUGUAUUUCGCUUCAGCAUUGCUCCUAUUACUGUAUACCAGCUGUGUUGUCCUCAGUAGAGGCUCUAGUAAGCUCACCUUCGUCUGCCAACUGUCGUUUUUGGUUGCACUGAGUUGGUGUAGAUACCGUACAUGUUUGUAGACAGAGAGUUUUGGCGCAACUCCAGCUAGUGUUUAGAAAACGCAACAUAUGGUCAUAAUCCUUAUAAAAUCGGAACAGUUUGCAAUGUUUGAUCCAAGUCCAAGUCCUGGUCAUAACAUACGCAAACAUGUUAACAUUACCAAUUUUUGCAGCUUUAAUUUAAACUAUUUGAAUGCCCAAUCGAAUGAAGCAUUAAGUAUAACUGAAAGAUGGAAUUCCCAAUUAUACCAAAGUUCUAAAUUCAUCAAUCGAAACUCUUAAAACAUUAAAUACUUUGCCGCGGAAUGAGAGAAUAAGUGUAACGAUUCUCCCAUCGUUCAUUACACUGGUUGUUUUUGUCAAUAAAAAAAUGCUUUUUGAUGCUGGGACAAAGCGCUGUAUCUACCCACUAAUACAAGGUAUUGUAUCUAAAAUUGUUACUACUAGAAUACUAUACACAAAUCAGGGAAUGUAAAACUGAUCCAUAAUGUGAUGGAAAAGUACGAGUUCGCAUAAAAGGUGUUUGCAAAUGUUUACGAAUCAUUGUACAUUGAAGACAUGACAAAAACUGCACUUUCAAUUAUUGAUUUCAAACACCAUUUACACUAACAUCUACUUAGGGCCUUUCACUGCGUUUGUGAAAAUUUGAGCAAAAAAAAAGAAGUAAACAUUCUCAAAAUUAGAUUUACGAAGAAGUAUUUAGAGGCACAUUUUGGUGCAAUAUUAACGAAGAACCAGAAACUAUUAUUUAACUAUCUCUCUCUGCUUUUAAAUUGUUUGAAGAAGAAAUACACACACACACACACGUAAUCAACCAACAACGCUCGGACAGUAACAUCCAAAUUGAACACAAAAGAACAUUCAGGCCGCCUUACGAAAGAGACAUAAAUAAAAGCUGAAAUCUAAUGCGCUGAA
Molecule: messenger RNA, 4046 nt
Organism: Aedes albopictus (Asian tiger mosquito)
Lineage: Eukaryota; Metazoa; Arthropoda; Insecta; Diptera; Culicidae
Gene: Klc
Product: kinesin light chain-like
Exons: 7
Coding region: 306-1832 (508 amino acids)
Biological process (GO): microtubule-based movement
Cellular component (GO): cytoplasm; kinesin complex
Molecular function (GO): kinesin binding
Source: RefSeq, a predicted model, not a curated record